Messenger RNA from Protopolystoma xenopodis, 258 nucleotides. The record is from the annotation of a GenBank genome assembly. Lineage: Eukaryota; Metazoa; Platyhelminthes; Monogenea; Polystomatidea; Polystomatidae.
AUGCUAGCUCUCUAUGAACGCAAGCGUCCACAACGCCUGGCUAAAAUGACAGUGCCAAGUUCGGUUGGUCUUUUCCAGCUAGUAGAAAUGGCUAAAUCAGCCCACAAUGCGGAAUCCACAUACAACUGUUUAGAUGAUAUAAAUGGGGGCCUUUUCGGUGAUGGAGAUGCAAGAGGUGGCCCAAUUAUCAUUGGUCAUGUUUACAUUCACCCAACAGCAACCGUCGAUAAAAAUGCUGUGGUUAGUUUAUCAGUUUAA